Molecule: messenger RNA, 1781 nt
Organism: Brassica napus (rape)
Lineage: Eukaryota; Viridiplantae; Streptophyta; Magnoliopsida; Brassicales; Brassicaceae
Exons: 5
Coding region: 115-1251 (378 amino acids)
Source: RefSeq, a predicted model, not a curated record
UAAUCGAAACAGAACAGAAACCCUCUAAUCACUUGUGUUCUCUCUGCCUCCAACACAUCUCACCCCUUUCUAUCGAUCUAAACUCUCCAUAUCCUCCGUUUAUCACUGAAGACGAUGUCGGGAAAGAAGAAACAGAAGAAGAUGCUCACCUCCACUGCGAAGACACCAUCUCCCCUUCCCUCGCAGUACGAAGUCGUUCCAAGAACUCAAGCGCCUCCGCCUGUCCCGAACCGCCAACCUCCACCAUCUGUGUCUGACUAUCCACCUCCGGCACAGCUUUUCCAGGACUCGACGGUCCAAUCCAGAAGAGCUUCAACUCCAUCGCCACAGCCUCGAGGGUCUCAGACUUCACAGCCUCGAGGGUCUCAGACUUCACAGCCUCGAGGGUCUCAGACUUCACAGCCUCGAGGGUCUCAGACUUCAGCGACUCGACAACCACAAUCUCAAUCUCAGAGCACUUCCGAAGCUCAGAACUCACAGACUGCAGAAGAUUCAGAAGAUGAAGAAUUUCCUCAUGUAGAACCGACUCUCUCCAAAGACCAGAUGGAUGUUGUCAAUGCUCUUCUCUCCCAGCCAGGCAGGGAGCGCUUAACUACCCUUUCUCCCUACUUGGAGCCUGGAACCACUUGGUUUGGUUCGGACAAGGGUAAACUGACUCGGAAGAUCACUAAGAUCUUUAAAAACAAGUUUAACGGUCAAUACUACAGCUGGACUGUUGUGCCUCGGCGAAGACAAGAAAGAUGGUUUGUAGAGUUUGCAAAAACUCACACAUGGCGUUCUACACUAACCGGUUUAGUUCAGGAGAAGUUUGAGAGGAUAGGUCAGCGCCGUCUCAAAGACAUUGUUAGCAAACGUAGGACUUCUCGAAAGAGACCAAACUGGAUUAAGAAAACUUUGUGGAGAAAAAUGUGUGCUUUUUGGGACACUGCUGAAGCCAAAGAAAAGAGUUUGACGACUUCAGCGGCUCGGAUGUCUGACCGUAAAGGUCUUGGUCCUCACAAGCACAACUCAGGGCAGAAGUCUUUCCAACAAAUCGAACAAGAAAUGGUAGAGGAAUUGGGCAGACCGGUGACUCUUAGUGAAGUCUUCAUUAGGACUCAUACAAAAAAGGAUGGGACCUUUGUGGAUAUGAAAGCACAGGAGGUUGUUGAGGUGUAUCGGCGGAACAAACAGUCAAAGUUGGAUGACCUUGAGGCUGAAAACGCAGACCCUUCAGAGUCUAGUUCACAAGCACCAGCUCUCUAUAGAUGAGGAUAAUGAGAUAUUCCUCCUGUCUACUUACACAGACAAAGGAGGAAAACAUUAUGGAAUUGGAAGCCUCGAGAGUACUCUCGUCAAUGUAAAGCGGAAGUACAGUGAAUCCUCCUCAAUCCUAGACCUGCAAACACAGCUUGAUGAAGCUCACCGCAAGAUCGAGGAGCAGGCUGCCCAGAAUGCAAUCGCUCUCCGCAAAAUCGAGGAGCAGGCUGCCCAAAACGCAAACAAUCUCCGCAUAAUCAAGGAGCAGGGUGCUCAUAGCGCAGAGCAAGGAAAACAGCUCAAGGAUUAUCUAGAGUGGACAAGUUUUUGACUGCAACAAAUCCUAAUACUCAGUACGUUGAAUACGUUGCAGCUAACAAGUCGGAUGAUUAGGUUCUCUUAUGAGAUCAGGUGUUAAAAUAUUGUGUACUUUGAAACUUAUGAUUAGGUGUUAAAAUAUUUUCAGCUUGUUAAACUCCUAUAAGAGAGGAGUUCUUUUGUAUCAAAUGUUUUAGCUUGUUAACAUUUUCAGUUUUUUAUUA